AUGGGUUCCCGAAUCGACAAGCGAUGCUUUGCCAACAACCUGCCCGACUAUCGAGAAGGCCAAGACGAGACCAUGCCGUCACCCCAGCUGAGGACGCGGCUGCAGGGGCAGUGCACGUCGCUCAUCGGUCAGAUCGAGACUCAUCUAUCGCGGACCCACGGCCACGACGAGGGCAGCGUGUAUGUCGACGCCCCUGGGAUGGCCUACAUGUUCAUCCAGGUGGCCCUGCGGACUCGGAAUGGUGACUAUUUGGUCAAGGCUGACAGGGUCCUGGACGCCGCUUCGCAUCGAGCAGCGUCUGUGUCGCGGUCCAUGCCUGAGCUGAGGCCAUCCAUCAUGUGAGCAAAGCAACCAGAGGAUAGACACACAGAACACAACACGCCUCCUUUCUGCAUCAACGUCAGGUGCGGCCCUGCCGGUGUCCAUCUGCUGCAAGCUCUGAGCGCCAUAGCUUCCCUCCAGCUGGGCAGGAGGGGCACAUCCAAGGACGCCGUCACGGCUGCCGUGUCGACUUACCUCUCCCACACACCAUCGGCCCUCCACCACACGGACAGUGACGAAUGGCUCUACGGCCGCGCGGGUUUCCUCGUCGGCCUCAUCUUGAUCAAGCAGAGGCUGUCCAGUAUCGGUAUAAAUCGGACCGUCGGCGAGGUCGACACGGCGGUGCAUCAGGUGGCCGAGCGCAUGUUAGUCUCCGGUCGGCACUACGCGUCGCGGCACAGGAGCCGGUCGCCGCUCAUGUACGCAUGGCAGGGGGACGAGUAUCUGGGCGCGGCGCACGGCGUCAUGGGCAUACUCUAUGUGCUCAUGCACGUGGACUCACUCAUGGGGGGCACACAAGGGGCCAAGACCGGGGCCAAGCGAGACAUCCGAAUGGUACGCAGUCGACCAAAGACGCCGAAUGCAUGCACGCACUUUAUGCAUGCACGCACUUUACAGACGCAGCGCGGUUUGUUUGUUGUUUAGGCAUUGGAGUAUUUGUUGUCGUUGGAGACGGCCCAUCACAACUGGCCUGCUGUGGUCGGCGAGACGGCCGAUCACCUGGUGCAUUUCUGUCACGGGGCACCUGGAGCUAUCCUGAUGUUCGUCAAGGCCUACCAAGUAUGUGCGCACUCCGACAGAUAUCACUCACGCCGACCUGAUGGGCAGGUGUGAUGUUGGCAUCAUGUGUCGACAGGUGUACGGUGAUGUUCGCUAUCUGCGUGCGGCCGAGCGUGCGGGUGAGUGUGUGUGGCGAUACGGGCUGCUGCGGAAAGGCCCCGGGACCUGCCACGGAAUCGCUGGUCAGUGGGGCAGACAGGCACGAGGGAUCGGUCUCGUUGUUAUUGUCUGCCUGUGAUGGUGGCUGUGCUGUAUCAAUGGAUCAGGCAACGGCUACGUGUUGCUGACUCUAUUCCGCUGCACGCGCCACCGCAAAUGGCUACACAGGUACAGUACAGUACCCACCUGCGGACGGCAGGCAUGAGCAUCUCUGUUGGGUGCACACACUGCACGUCGAUCAGGGCGUGUGAGUUUGCCGGGUUCAUGUUCACGGACGAGGCGCGGCAGGGCAGCCGCACGCCCGACAACCCUUUCUCACUGUACGAGGUGCCUCCCCACACUCCCGGACACACACUCAGAUGAACACAUACACGAUUGUGUAGCUGAGCUGCGGAUGGUGUGUGUUGGUGGGGGGCAGGGUGUGGCUGGCAGCGUCUGCUUCCUGCAGGAUGUCACGCACGACGUGGAAAGCGCUAGGUUCCCUCUGUUCGAGCUAUCGUGAUGCACUGACCUUUGUGGUGUCCCAUGGAUGGAGGGAUGAGUGGGAGGAUACUUCGUUGGGGUUGCGAUGAAUGCCGUUGACACCUUUACGCGCACACGUAUGUCGAGUCACUCACGUCAAUACGAGUAAGUCAUUG
Messenger RNA from Vitrella brassicaformis, 1898 nucleotides. Lineage: Eukaryota; Vitrellaceae. The record is from the annotation of a GenBank genome assembly.